Molecule: messenger RNA, 1272 nt
Organism: Manacus vitellinus (golden-collared manakin)
Lineage: Eukaryota; Metazoa; Chordata; Aves; Passeriformes; Pipridae
Gene: ENPP7
Product: ectonucleotide pyrophosphatase/phosphodiesterase 7
Exons: 4
Coding region: 1-1272 (423 amino acids)
Source: RefSeq, a predicted model, not a curated record
AUGAAGAUGCUGCCAUCACUGGGGCUGCUGUUUGCUGCCCUCUCCUUAGCAAGGUGCAUCCCCCUGCAGCAGGCACCCAACCGCAGCAAACUCCUCCUCGUGUCCUUUGAUGGUUUUCGGUGGAACUACGACCAGGACGUGGACACCCCCCACCUGGACACUAUGGCUGCAGAAGGGGUGAAGGCCAAGUACAUGACUCCUGCCUUCAUCACCCUCACCAGCCCAUGCCACUUCACGCUGCUGACCGGGCGAUACCUGGAGAACCACGGGGUGGUCCACAACAUGUGGUUCAACACCACCACGGGUGUGAAGCUGCCCUACUACACCACGCAAGGCAUAAGCAGCUGGUGGGACAACGGCAGCCUGCCCAUCUGGAUCACUGCCCAGAGACAGGGUUUGAAGACAGGCUCUAUCUACUUCCCUGGAGGAAAAGCAAAAUACCAAGGGGAAGAAGUGAACAAGAAGUUGGUGGAGCCUGCCAUAUUCAGCUACAGCAACGAAACCAACUGGAGGCAGAACAUUGACACGGUCAUGGAAUGGUUCACAGUGGACAACCUCGACUUCAUCGCACUCUACUUCGGAGAGCCAGACUCCUCAGGACACAAGUUUGGCCCUGAAUCCACAGAGAGGAAAAACAUGAUCGAGCAGGUGGACAGAACCGUCGGUUACUUGAGGCAGCGUAUCCGGGAAAGUGACCUGGAAUCAAACCUCAACCUCAUCAUCACGUCUGACCACGGCAUGGACACCGUCAUAAAGACCAACGAGAUUCUUAUCCGGACCAUAAACAACUUCACGUUCCAAGACAUCGACUUUGAACUCUUAGAUUACGGACCAAACGGACUCCUGGUGCCAAAGGAGGGGAGAUUAGAGCAUGUGUACUCAGUCCUGAAAAACGCCCACCCGAACCUGCACGUGUACAAGAAAGAAGAGUUUCCGAAGAAAUUCCACUAUGCCAACCACCCUCGGAUCACCCCACUCGUGUUGUACAGCGACCCAGGAUAUGUGAUCCACGGGAGGAUCAAGGUCCAGUUUAAUAAAGGGGAGCAUGGUUUCGACAACGAGGACAUGAACAUGAAAACCAUCUUCCGUGCCGUGGGACCGGCCUUUAAGAAGGGGCUGGUGGUGGAGCCCUUCGAAAGCGUCAACGUCUACGCCCUCCUCUGCGAGCUGCUGGGCAUCACCCCUGAGCCCCACGACGGCUCCCUGGAGGUCACCAAACCCAUGCUGCGAGGGUCGGAGGACACUGGGAGUGAAGGUGGGCACCGGGAGUAG